AUGGCUUAUAAUCGGAUCUAUAAUGAUCUGGAGGAGGCAGAGUCCGCCCUGAAUGCGCUCCGCUCGGCCCGAGGCCUAGACGAACCGGAGCUUGAUUUGACCGGCUUGUGGUACCAAUUCAUCCGUAUGAGGUUCUCUAUGAUGGCUACACUGGCUUACACAUGGGUGGUUACUCGUGCCGACGAGUUGCUGCGUUCAGUCGUCCCCCCUGGUUACGGUGACGCCAGUGUCCCGCAAAAAAGGUUCUACGCGAACAUCCUAAGUCGGCUCGAGGAUAUUUCAACAAGGGCUGCAGUUUCGAAGAUAUGGAAGUCAAUGGAUGGCUAUAUGGGUUACCAAUUUCAUGAGCAUGAUGUCGUUGCGGGCAUAUAUCCGAUGAUCCACCUCGGCCGAAAUCGGGCAAACAGGGAGUUGCAGCUUCUGACAUCGCUGCUACCUGGCGCCUCACGCCAAAUUAUGCCACUUGCGAUAUACCGUAUACGGCGCGACAACCUAUCCAACGAGCAAUGGAUGGACUUCCGUGCGAGGAUAGAGGCCGACCUAUUAUCAGGGAUUAGCGAAGAAGAACAAUAUGAGGAUUAUCUCAAGGGGUGCAUUAGGUUCCAUUGGGUUGACGAUGUCGAGGGAAUCCACAACCUUGAAGCAGCAAGACAGCACUUCAAGACCAUAAACGAAACACGCGAGGGACCUUGGCUGUGGGAUCGCCGAUUGUUCCUUGUAGUCAAUGAGUUCAGCCUGUCCUCCUACACGGAUCCUUCCUUCCACUCCGAGUGUCUAAACCAGGGCUUCCUUCCGGGCGACUUCCGUGGCCACGUCUUAGCCGUCGAGCCCGACUGGGAACCAUCGACAAGUGAUUCCAUCGAGACCCCUUACUAUAACGGCACGGUCCGAGUUCUAGGAAACUUGGUCCUGACGGAUCUGUACGCGCUCGUGCUGCGGAGUGUCAGGGACACGAAGCCGCUGCGCGAGCUGUGGCCGCUUGCCAUGGAGCAUGCUAGAAACCGUUGGCCGGUCCCUAUCUAG
Messenger RNA from Aspergillus mulundensis, 1023 nucleotides. RefSeq lists its product as uncharacterized. NCBI's taxonomy places the organism in Eukaryota, Fungi, Ascomycota, Eurotiomycetes, Eurotiales, Aspergillaceae. Bases 1 to 1023 code for a protein of 340 amino acids. The record is from RefSeq and is a predicted model, not a curated record. The transcript has 2 exons.